UAUUACUCAUAGGCCAUUGUAUAUUUCGGUUUAUUGCUCAGGUUUUUUAAACUACAUUUAAUUAAUUAUAUGUAUUCAUAUUUGCUCAGUGUAUUUGUGCAAUUUUUUUUUUAAACGUCGUUUAUGUUAACGCCAUUGUUCAAGAAUUGGUCAUCAGUUUCUAAUUGGUGUGCAUAAUUGAUGGGAGGAAAAAUUAGUAUUAAUUAAACAAAUAUGAUAGAAACCUCAUUGGAAUAGAGAUUCAUUGAUAAAUGUGUAGUAGUUUAAACUUUAUUUAAUAUGAUAAUACGAGUUUCCUUAGUGUUCCUCUUCCUAACAUGUGCUAAAACAACAGAAGAUGUUUACAAUACAGCUAACAAUGAUGCCAAUUUAGACAACGUGUAUAAUAGGCCAUCCAGCCGUCAUCAUGUAAAAUUAUCGCAACUUCGUAAACGAGAAGCUGAGUCACUGCCGAAACAGAUUACAGACAAUGCUGAUACAAAAUCAUCUUUAGCAAAUACAGAUACAGCUCAGCAGGGAACUGGAUCUAUUAGCCGACCACUAAAUGAUGGUCCCAAUAAGGAAAUUGCAGCUGAUAAUAAGGGAGUACCUUCACAUGAUGGACUAAGUGAAGGAGGUAUUGGUAAAGUAAAUGUUAAUUCGUUACCAGUGUCAACAGUACAGUCUGAUGUAAAAAUACAAAGCAAUAGUAAUGUACUGGAUAGUCCCAUAGGUAAUAUCACAAAGUUAAAUGAAACACUCCUGAAAACAAAUGCAACUGUUGUAAAUAAAACUAUUACUGUGGCAUCGACGGAAGCUGAGAGUAGUCUUGAUCUGAACAAUCCCGGUGUUGUUAAAAGAGGUCUUAUUGUUUUUGGUGGAUUUAGUCUCCUGGCUGUUGCAUACUUCAUAUUUUACAGAAAAAAGAAUCAAAAAUAUGAUAGCGGCAAUGCACACAAUACAAAUGAUGCUAAUCAAUUCAGGUAUGGUGUCCUCCAAUCAGAUGAUCGGAGAGACAAUCUCGAACUAUCUCGAAUACCACUAACUAUGGAGUCUGAUGAAGACGAAGAUGAAGAUUUAGAAAUAUUUGACUUAGAACAAAAGAAGAAAUCUCUCUCUUAUGUUAAUCUCCAAACUAACGAUGAGGACAUUGUAUUGCAUAGUUCUAAGGAUGAAUCAAAAAAUAAUCUAUUGUUAGACAUAGAAGAUGGACCAUCUGACACUUUGAUUAAUUGGUCGAGUAAUGGUAACAAAUCAAUAUUAUAAUUAUAAGUUGCCUAUGUUUGUACAAAUAAUGUCCGUGAUAGACAAAUGAAAAAUUCCAUAUGUAUUGGAACAGAUUGGUGUCUUCUUAACAGAACAAAUGUGAAACUGCAAAUUAAUAUUAUAAUUAUCUAAUAGUAAUUACAUAUAAUGUUAAAUGAACAGCACCAAAUAAAACAACUGAAGUACGCAAUCUUUAAAGAAAUUGGAGUUUUAAAGUUCCAGAAGAACACAGAAAAAAGUUACGAAUAGCUCGAGGCUCAAGCCUUGGGGCAUAAACGCAUUUCUUUAUAUUUUUUAACCAGUGUUUAAAUAAUAAAUAGUCUGUAAUGAAAUUAAACAUUAUAAAAACUUGGAAAAAAACAAUAAGCCAUAAAAAUAUUUCUAAAAAAAGUAGAAUAUGUGAUUUAUUCGCAAAUUACGCAAUGAUAAGUAAUAUGAAAAAUGACAAUUUACUUAAUGACUGUUGAGUAAAAUAGCUUCUAUUUCGUUUAAACUUAUUUCAUUUUAGUAUUUGGUAUCACAUUAAAUAUUCGAAAGUUAAAAAUCUAACCAUUUAGUUUCAUAUGUACUUACUUUUAGUAGCAUAGACAAGUUAUAAUUGCUGAUUUAUCUUUUAUUUAUUUUUAAAACUCUACAAAUUUGUCUAAAUCCAAUAUGUGUUCCACCCAUAUCUGUUAUAAGGCUUAGAGAAAUUUAAGAAUUUUAUUUCAAUUCUGUAACAGCCUGUGAAUGUCCCACUGCUGGGCUAAAGGCCUCCUCUCCUUUUUUUUUCAGGGGAAGGUCAAUUACCCUUACGUGAUUGAAACGAACAACGAAAUAAGUUUUUUUCUUCAACAGAAUCAAAAGCAAUGUUGUAUUUAUGUAAUAAUAAUGAUCUUCCAUAUGCAAUAUUGUUAUAAAAAAAUGGUUUUUAUAAGAAUAGGUGAACUAAAAAUAAUUUAAUUCUGUUUAAACAAACAAGUAAAAAAUUUUAACAAUCUAAAUAAAAAUUACACCAUAAAUAAAACCUUUUAAGUUUUUUUCAAUUGAUAUAUAUUUGUAAAACGAAAUGUGUGUGCUAUAAUAAACAUUUAUAUAUUCGAUGCUGUAUUUUAACAAUAACUGGGUUUUAUUAGCAUUUUCUUUUUUAUUUUAUGAAGUAAUGUUUAAAACAUGGUUAAAAUAUUCCAUAUGAAUUGUAUGUUUGUGAUGCUCUAUUUUAUAUGCAUUUUAUAUUAUGCUUUUUCAUUGUACAUGCAUUUUAUAUUAUGCUUAAUAAUCUUUUUCAUUGAAAAUGUGUGUUUUGGGAAUUUCUGGUUGUCGUUUCAGUAACAAAUAGUGAAGAAUGUGGAAUACUACUUGUGAACAAUAUUUUUUAAAAAAUUCAAAAUUAAUUGUGUAGUAAAUAUUACAUUUUUAUUAUGAGGUAAAUAUUAAUGUUAAGGAAAAAAGUUUUAUAAAAAUUUAGCAAUUAUUUCGGCAAGUAAAUUAAUAACGAUUUUUAAAUCUAUAAAAAUAUUUGAAAUCAAAUGGUUUUCAAAUAUUAUACGGCCAUCAUUUAUAAUUGCUUCAUACAUUUUGUGAACUGAUAAUUUGUAUCUUCUUUCAAUACAAUAAUACACAGUUAAGGUACAUCUAGACGGGUAAAGUUAUACUGCAAUGUGUGGCUGAUAUAUUUUAAAACAUAACCUGUCCUUUAUAUUUUGUUGCAAAAAUGUAUAUCUUGGCAAGAUAUAUCUGCAACAAUAAGGUCUGUAAUGCUCAUCUACUAAUAUGAUAAUUAUGUAAAAAUUAGAAGAAUGCCAAAAAGUUGCUCGAAUUCCUUUUAUACAAAACUGGCAUAUUAUGUCAUCGUAGUUAGGAAGAUUUCUAGUAAAAAAACGACACAAAAAAUUUGAAAGUGUAAUUUAAUUUAAGUAUAAAAAUAGUUCUUACUAUUAUUUUAUUUGUGUGUAAUGUUUUAAUGUGUGCCUUUUCCCCAGAGGCCUAAAGUCUGUGGAUGCAAAGUUACGACGCUGUAUGACUGGAUGAAAUGCAAUGCAAUGUAUGGACGUGUAAAACUAUUACAACAUUGAAAAUUUAUGUAUCUAUAAAAUAUAUUUGGGUAAUAUUGCAACGCUGGUGAAGUGGGCACAAAUGGCGAUUACCAAUCUUAGAUUCUGGAUUACAAUCUAAUAAUGGCGAUCCAUAAUAGAGAUGAACGGAUUAUGGUAUGUAGCCGAAUACCAUUCAAACCAGAGGAAUCAAGGAAGUCAACUGGCACACUACGGCGUCAAAAGUUUUUACUAUAGUUUCACUAGAUUGUGAUGCUGCCUGGUAAUAAGCAUGCAGGCACAUUAAAAUAACAUUGAGAUUAAAAAUAAGGUAUAUAAGACCAAAGACACGUAAAACACGUUUGUGGAAAUACAAAUACAAGAAAAAAUAAUUGCAAUAGCUGAUGUUGCUGGCAAUACAAAUACAACCACACUUUGCAGUGAAUAUGUGUGUUUAGAUUUAGUUUAAUAUAAAUAAGACUUCAGAUUUUUUUUAAAUAACUUAAUUGUAAAUGGCUGUUAUUUUUUUUGUGAACAUAAUUAAUUUGCAGUUUACAAUAAUGUGAUUCGCGAACUAUCUCAUUCUGCAUAUUAGAAGUCAUAAGCUUUGGACUGUGAUAGUAGAUGAGAGACUAGAGAAAUUGUUGUACAAAAUAUAUUUUUUCAUUGAUAAUUAUUGUUUUCGAUUUGUGGAUUAUUGUGGAUAAAUGAAAAUGUUCGCUCUACUUCUUACGCCUAAAACUGUUACACUUCUAGUAUUGUAAGGCUGUUCUUAUAUAAUUAAAAUGUCUAAUAUUUUC
Messenger RNA from Nymphalis io (European peacock), 4057 nucleotides. RefSeq lists its product as uncharacterized. Bases 280 to 1245 code for a protein of 321 amino acids. Lineage: Eukaryota; Metazoa; Arthropoda; Insecta; Lepidoptera; Nymphalidae. The record is from RefSeq and is a predicted model, not a curated record. The transcript has 3 exons.